CUCACACGGUCAGGGUGGGCUAAAUGGGAACAUGGGCACGCACAAACAUAGUUAGCAUGAGGGGUUGGCAGAGGGGCGUCCUGCAGUUGCUCAGUGACAAACACACACACUCACAAAGAGGAGUUGGACCCCAAGGCUAAAACCUGGAGGUUCCCUGCUUUCGUACGUCAAGGAUUACACUGGAAUUUACGUAUUUCAUAGUUGGGAUUUAAUUUGAGCUGGGUUGGAUCGCCUCUGGACGACCCGUGUGGAUAUUUAAUGCAACUCGUCGCUGCUCGCGUGGGUGCGGACACAAUCCAGAGUCUGAGUGUGAGGGUGAAGGAGAAGAGCAGCAGAUAGACAAGAACAAAUAGCCAUACGUGGUGAAAGGGGAAACUCAUACCGUGGAUAGAGGGUGUUAACUCGUGAAGUGUUUGAACCGUCUGAUCGUCUGUUAGCCUCCUGAAGCGGAGGAGAGAUGUCGAGGCCUCCUUCCUCCCAGACCACCCCUCAGUUCCAGAGGGUCAGCGAGAGAGAUCUCACAGAGAUCGAGCUCCACUCUGUGGACUCCAUCAGCGACCUCCACCGGACACACCAUGAUCACAGCCACAAAGUGAUGAGGCCUCCUCGUCCUGCUUACACACCCUCACAGAAUGGGAACCUCUACACAUUUGACGCGAUGGCUGUCAAUCAAACAGGCCGCCCGGUUGGCAGCAAAUGGCAGAGCCGUCUACAGGAUAUGCUGACGCCCAGUUCAUCACAUGCCUACGCAAUGGGCUGCGCUAUUAUCUCUUUGCUACUGCUAACCGUGUUACUCAUCUUCUACUUUUUGGUCCAGCAGGGCGGCGCAGUUCGGAUGCUGACCGAGGCUCUGAGGGAGCGAGAGGCCGCGGCCACAGAGCUGUCACUGCUGAUCCAAGAGCUGCAGACGCUGAGACACAACCUGACAGCCAUCAGAGGGGCAACAUGAGGAAAUGUUUACAACAAUAAACAUGCUCACUGUUAAUAAAGGCCAUCGGAUGCCUUCAAGUGCAGUAAAACUGUGUUUUACACUGGAUUUACCUUGAAGAGGAAACUUUUUUUUCUAACUAGAUGUAUCUAAAGGAAAUAUUUUACUAAGAGAUGGGAGGUUUCCACUCUCUCCUGCCCCGGCCACUGUGUGAAAAGGACUUUUGAAUGAACUCAGACACUAUUUGCUCUGCGAUGGCGCUAUCAUUAAAGCAUAAUAAGAGAUCAGAUAAAAAUGAAUGGAGGCAUCAUUACAUAGCACGACACACCCUGGAUGCCUUGAGCAAAUCCCGUUCAGUGUUAUUGCUCAAAAUAAUCCAGUCUUUAGACUGCUGCCAUUGUCCCACACCAAGUGUGUUUACUGUAAGUGACUUUUAAAAGCCUCCAGCUCAGCUGUGUCAUGAUGUGUGGGUACAUGCAGGACAGCACACACUCAAAAUAUGGUGGACUGACAAAAUGUACAACUGCCUCUUAUUACAAAAAGAAAUCAAUAAAUGUGAUAAAUAGUG
Molecule: messenger RNA, 1496 nt
Organism: Acanthopagrus latus (yellowfin seabream)
Lineage: Eukaryota; Metazoa; Chordata; Actinopteri; Spariformes; Sparidae
Exons: 4
Coding region: 458-949 (163 amino acids)
Source: RefSeq, a predicted model, not a curated record